Molecule: messenger RNA, 1296 nt
Organism: Plasmodium malariae
Lineage: Eukaryota; Apicomplexa; Aconoidasida; Haemosporida; Plasmodiidae
Gene: AEP
Product: apical exonemal protein, putative
Exons: 1
Coding region: 1-1296 (431 amino acids)
Source: RefSeq, a predicted model, not a curated record
AUGGAGAAACUAUACAACUGCGAAAUUUUAGACAAAAAUAAUAUACUUUGUGAUAGUGGAGAAAACGAGAUAUACAAUUUAAAGCUAGCCGAAUCUGAUUCAAAAGGUUGCAUCGAUUCUACAAUUCACAAUAUUUUAAAUUACACGGAAUUGUACAAAAAUUUUAAAAAAAAGAAUAAUGUUAAAUCAUACAAUAAGUUACCUGUACAUGCAUAUAAAUUUCCCAAAAAUACAAAAAAUGCAAAUUUUGACGAAUUAAAAAGAGAGUUCAUAUAUAACCAACUAAAUAAAGAGGCCGAAAAGGAUAACGGUAAAAAUGAAAUGAAUAAUGAGAAUUUAAAUUAUUAUGAGGGUAAUCUUAAAAUUUUAAUUCCUAAAGAUGAAAAACGCCAAAGGGGUAUCAUUAAAAAAGAAAAAAAAAGUUUAAGAGAAAAGAUUUAUGAUGGAGAUGUAAUGUUUUACGAAGAUUACAUAGAGCAAUUAGCAGCAAAAGAUUAUGAAUAUUUUUUUAGAAAGCCUUAUGAAAUAAAAAGAAAAGAUGAAGGAGGGAAGUAUUACUUUUAUGGGAAAAAAAUGCCCAUGGAAUUAAAUGAAGAUAUAUACAGAAAAUUUUAUAAUUUAGAUGAUGAAUACUUUAUCAAAAAAUUAGACAUAAAAGAGAAGCUCCAUAAAAAUGUAAAAAAAGAUGUUGAAAAAGAAAAAAAGGAGGAAAAAGAAAAAAUAUUAGAAAAGGAGUAUCAAAAAUUAAGUUAUGAAGAUCGAAAUUUUAUACAAAAAAUCAAAGAAGAAAAUCAUAUGCAGAUGUACGCUACGUACAAAUUUUAUAAAAAAAAUAAAAAUAUAUUCGAAAAAAAUUUACCAGAAAUAAAAAAAAAAGAAUUAUUGUUUGGUCAUAUUCCUGAUAUUAUACUCCCUGCUAAUACUAGAAAAACGAAGCACCCAAAAAAUUGUACUGUUCCUGUAAGUAGUUUACAUACGUAUGCAAAAUUUAUUGAUGAUUUAUUUAAGUGCCCCUACAUAUAUACCGCCAUUGAUGAACAAUUAGGAAAGUACUGGAAAACUAAUGAAAAUGAAGUUAUACAAAACAUAAAAUCAGAACAUAUUAAAAAAGGCUAUAAAAAAGAUAUAUAUUCUGCAACAAAAGAGCAGUUACAGGUUACCAGUGAAAAACUGAAAAAUCUGCUUAAAAAUGAAGAGAGUGCAAAUAAUAAAAACAUGAAUUUCACUGUAAAAUUUAAAAUACAAAAAAAAGAAAAUAAAAAUAAAACUGUCUGCAAUGGUAGAUAUGUCAUAUAG